AUGGAUAUUGAGGAAAAAGAGAGUAAAUUGUAGCCAAAUCGUCAACUUUUGAUAACUGAAAUAUUACAGACUCAUCAAUUUGAGUCAGUUUAUAAAAUGUGUAAAAGAAUAGACAAUAGUAUAUUCAAGAAUUGCAGUUAUCCUUUAAUGAAUAUUAAAAACUAGAUUGAGAAAGUUUAGAAGUGUGAUUAUAGCUUUGAGGAUGUUAAAUAAUAAAAGAUGUUAAAUAUGAUGAAUGAAUAAAUGAAAAUUGAAAACAUGAGAUAGGAGAUGAUAGAUUUGAUUAUAGAGAGAAAACCCUUCCCAAAGAUAUUCUAAUUUAUCGAAUUGAAUGAUAUGAAUCAAUUUGAAAUCAUAUAUUGUGAGAAAUUACAAAAGCAUCUCAUUGAGGCUCAAUUUCACCAUUAAUACAUUAAUAUUGCUAGCUUUUAAUUUGAUUGCAAGCAAGAAAUCAAUUCAAAUUGCAAUGACCAUUAGAUCAUCCUUGAAUCAAUUGAAUUGCUAACAUAAAACAUGCACUAAAUUAUUAAUCUUUAAAUAAUGAGGAUAAAUGACUAUUAUUGGAUUAGGAAUUUGUAUCAAAAAUAAUUACAGAAAUAAUUUAAAGGAUUUAAUUAAGUAAUUCAUUAAAAGAUGGUAUAUUUGUAUGAAUCAAUAUAAAACCACCUAAUAGUAUUGUAAAAUAAUAGAAAUAGAUAAAUCAAGCAACCAUUUAUUAUCUAUGAAUUAAUGAAGAUCUUACUCUACUUUGCUAACCAAAAAGAACUUAUUAUUCCUGAUUUAUUGUUAAAUUUAGGAUACAAAUCAAAAUAUGAUUAGUUCAACAUCAAAUUUAGAUAAAUCAUUUGCCAUUUUAAUCUUCCUUUUUUAAACUAAUUAAUCAAAUUACCAGAGUUGCAAGACGUAGUACACAUUCUCAAUAUUCCUGAUAACAUGUAAAGUGAAUAAUAGCAUAAAGAGUAUUAAGAGUAUUACAUUCAAGAAAUCUACACCUUUUUUAGAUUCAUAAAGUCCUUAUCUAUUGAUGAAGUUAUUCUCUCUUAAUUGCAAUUACUUUUUAAGAAGUUAAAUGAGUUUAGAGAUAAAUUAACCAUUAUUUACGAUAAUCAACAAUUCAAAGGAUUAAUUUCGAGGUUGAAAUUACUUUAUAAAUCAGAAAUCAAUAGUUAAUAAUAUCCUGAUCCGGAGAAAUUUAAUAAAACUUAAAUUAAUUACAUUCUCAUAGUUUAAUUGUUAUCAGAAAUCAAAGUCUUUACUUUAACUUCUUAAAAUAAUAAAAUAGAUGAUGAAUAAAUAAUGAAGAUGUAAAAUUAUAAUGAUGGAAGUGAUUUAGAUGAUGAGAAUGAAGAAUUUUAGAUAUUUUAAUAAGAAAUCAAGAAAACUGUUUGGAGUCCUAAAGAUUAUAAAUAUGUUAAUAUUUUUAAAUACUUUAUCAAUUAGAUGAAUUUAUACAAAGUUCCAUUUCCAACUUUACUCACGAUUGUAUAAUUCUAUAAUUAUAAAUUUACUAUUAAUUGCAUUAAGACUACUUAAGAGGAAUUACACAAAAACUAAUAAUACAUUCGAUUUCUAUAUAGAUUAUUGGCUAAAAAUCUUAAAAAGGAUUAACUAAUACCAUUAAGAGAAUAACUUGUCAAUUUAUAGGUAGACAAGAUAAUUAAAUGGCCUAAAUGUAUACAAUAACAAACUAUUUUGAUUAAUGAAAACAAACAUCAUUUGAAAGAUGAAUUAAAAGAAAUUAUUAAAAACAAGAAUUUUUAAAAGUUUUAUACAGAAUUAAUUGAAGCUAAUGAAACUAAUGAAUUGAGAAAAGAAAUCUUAGAGAAUUUAAAUGAUAUUUUUAAUUAUAUCUAAUCUAUAUGA
Molecule: messenger RNA, 1863 nt
Organism: Paramecium octaurelia
Lineage: Eukaryota; Ciliophora; Oligohymenophorea; Peniculida; Parameciidae
Source: the annotation of a GenBank genome assembly